This is a messenger RNA of Telopea speciosissima, 1113 nucleotides long. Its product is annotated as putative lipid phosphate phosphatase 3, chloroplastic. Gene Ontology annotation, molecular function: phosphatidate phosphatase activity. Bases 36 to 923 code for a protein of 295 amino acids. Lineage: Eukaryota; Viridiplantae; Streptophyta; Magnoliopsida; Proteales; Proteaceae. The record is from RefSeq and is a predicted model, not a curated record. Gene Ontology annotation, biological process: phospholipid metabolic process. The transcript is spliced from 8 exons.
GAUAAUAUUGUAUUGCUGGCCAACAUAAUUUUCCCAUGAUGUUAUGUUUUUGUCCAAGCAGGAAAAAAAUGGAGGUCCAGCCUGGUGCACACACUGUCAGAUCCCAUGGAGUUAUGGUGGCCAAGUCACACAAGCGUGAUUGGCUUAUAGUGAUGCUUCUCAUAGUGAUAGAGAUCAUUCUAUAUAUCAUUCCUCCAUUUUACCACUUUGUGGGGAAGGAUAUGAUAUCUGGUCUCAAAUAUCCCCUGAAAGACGUUACUGUGCCUGUAUGGGUUGUGCCCAUUUAUGCAGUUUUGUUGCCCAUUGCCAUUUUCCUCGCCUUCUAUUUUCGUAGGAGAGAUGUAUAUGAUCUCCAUCAUGGCGUACUAGGCAUUUCAUUCUCCAUAUUGUUGGCAGCAGCUAUCACAGAGGCAAUAAAAAAUGCAAUUGGUUGGCCUCGACCAGAUUUCUUUUGGCGUUGUUUCCCCGAUGGGAAGGAAGUUUAUGAUAAUUUGGGUAAUGUAGUUUGUCAUGGAAAGGCCAAAGUCGUAAGAGAAGGAUACAAGAGUUUCCCUAGUGGUCAUACGUCAUGGUCCUUUGCAGGUUUAGGGUUUUUGUCAUUGUACUUAUCAGGAAAGAUAAAAGCAUUUGAUUGUAUGGGGCAUGUGGCAAAAAUAUGCAUUGUUUUUCUUCCUCUUCUAUUGGCAUCUCUUGUUGGAAUUUCUCUAAUGGAUGAUUAUCAGCACAAUUGGCAGGAUGUUUUUGCUGGAGCCCUCUUAGGCCUCACAGUGGCAACAUUUUGCUACCUACAGCUCUUCCCACCACCACAUCAUAAUGAUGGUUGGGGGCCAUGCGAACAUUAUCAGGUGUUGGAGGAAUCACAUUCCAGUGCGCAUCCAAAUAAUGUAGCAAAUCAACUCAAUGUACAGGGUAUGGAGGUGUAGAGGCUGCUCACCAACAGGGAACACCAAGAAACAUUGAAUUAUCAAGAUUAUUUGGAGUACAUUGGAUGAAAUGGAAUCUGGGAGGAGGUAACCUUGUAUAUUGUAAUUUGUUUCAGCCUGAAAUUCUGUUUUCCAUGCUUUAACCUGCAUUUUUCUUAUGUAAAUAUGAGAAGACAACUUCACCUAUCAA